AUGUGGGCUCGAUCUCGAAAAGGUCUUCAGUUGCUGAAGGAGUUGAAGAAUAAAAGCGAAGACAAUCUCACGUCCGAUGACAGCCAUCACAACACGAGUACCGACUCGUCGUCCUAUGACUCUGGUAUUGAUUCGCCACAAGUGGUCGACCACUCCAUCCACAAGUCCAUUGUUAACCACAAAAGCAAUGCCAAUAAAUUGAGAUCAGUUGAGAUCAGGUCAGUGAACGGGCGCUCAUAUCAUACCAACAAUAAGGGGGAUAGUCUUCCGUGGAUCAGUCGUCCCAUUAGUGAUACCCUUCGCACUCUCGAUCACCGCAAAGUUGGACCACAAAUGGACGCCAAAAAUAUAGACAAAAGUUGUCUCAAAGAGUCUGAAUCUGAUGUGANUAGUCUUCCGUGGAUCAGUCGUCCCAUUAGUGAUACCCUUCGCACUCUCGAUCACCGCAAAGUUGGACCACAAAUGGACGCCAAAAAUAUAGACAAAAGUUGUCUCAAAGAGUCUGAAUCUGAUGUGAAGAAUGGAAAGCUUUUUCACGAAAUUACACGAGAUUUGGAUACAGUUAUGGAUUUGACACCAAUUGCUCCAAGAAGUGGACGCAUAUCGACUAAAAUUGCGAUCAAAAGAGUGAGUGAUUUCUAUAAUAAGAGCACAUCUUAUCUGAUCCUAAAACCUAAACCCCGACACAGAAUGCCUUCAGAGGUCGUCAAUCAAUAG
Messenger RNA from Oppiella nova, 717 nucleotides. Lineage: Eukaryota; Metazoa; Arthropoda; Arachnida; Sarcoptiformes; Oppiidae. The record is from the annotation of a GenBank genome assembly.